Messenger RNA from Caenorhabditis auriculariae, 4542 nucleotides. Lineage: Eukaryota; Metazoa; Nematoda; Chromadorea; Rhabditida; Rhabditidae. The record is from the annotation of a GenBank genome assembly.
AUGCAUGACAGUGAGUUUAAACCUUUAUAUAGAUUUUUAAAAUUUUUUUUUCCAGUUUUCUUCCCGGAAAAUGAAGAUUUACCAGUCGGCAAGAUUGUCGGCAAGCGUUAUAGGGUGAAGAGUAUUCAUAAAAGCUUGAAAAUUAUCUUUGAAAAUUAUCAGAUAAUAAAAAAGUUGGGCGAAGGAGGAUGUGGUUGUGUUUACAAAGUACAAGAUGUAGACAAGGAGGAAGCUUUUGUGAGUUCCUAAUUAAUUAGCUAAUUAGAGAUUAUGUUUAAUUACAGCACGCUUUAAAGGUCGAGUUCCACAACAGCACAAUUGGCAGUGUUCUCAAAAUGGAAGUGCAGGUGUUUUUUCAAAAAAGAUUUGGAAAACUAGGCCAUAAUUCUAUUGAAAAAACCGCACAUUCAACGACUUUUGGAAAACUAGGCCGUGAUGCCGAAAAUAAUUGAAAAUCCCUUGUAGCAUGUAAAAAAUGGGUUACCUACGUCAGCAAACAUUUUUUAGAUGUUUUCGAAAAACCUUCUUCGAUUUUUUUUUUUGGAAAACUAGGCCGCCUAAAAGGAGUGAGAAAAUGAACCUGUGAAAUUAGUCCAUCUUCGGUGAGAUUUGGAAAGACCGCCAGGUUUUUUCCAUAAUAUUCGGAAAACUAGGCCUUCGGAAUAGAUUACUUCGUAGAUAAUUGCGUUUCAUUUUCCUACAUGAUAAAUGUAAAUUCAAACGAUUUGGAAAAAAAGGCCGUGUGCCGAUAAUUACAGAAAAUCACUUGUAGUAUGAAAAGAGGUUAUAACUAGGCCAUCGAAAAAUUCGGAAGCUUUCGAAAAAUCAUUCAUAGAUUUUUGGAAAACUAGGCCGUCGCUGGCAACAUUUGAAAAAAACCGUACGAUUAUUUUCAAAACUUGUAGGAAAAUAUGUCUUCGGAACAAGCUUUGUGAUAAUUUUCCUACAAUUUGAAAGGGAAAACCAAAUUAUUUGAAAAACCAGUCCGUCAAUUUUGAUCACAUUUGGAAAACUAGGCCACUUCCCACGACACUAUGCUUUUCAAUGUUUUUAACGCCUUUUCACCAUAAAACAUGAGUAAAACUAAAUUUUUCCAGAUCCUCCAGCUUCUAGAAAAGAAACGGCAUGUGGCGAAACUGAUAGCGAGCGGCAAAAGACCGACCUUCACUUAUAUGGUGAUGACGCUGCUUGGCGAGAGCCUACACAACCUCUCCAGGUUAGUCUGAGCAAUACUGAGCCGUUCUUCUUUUUAUUUUUCAGAAAGUUCGGCCCUACGAUCAACGUUUCGACGCAAAUGCGCGUCGCCAUUUGCGUGCUUUACGGACUUAAACAACUUCAUGAUGUCAGUGUUGCUCAUGUUACUGGAGUCAAAUUUAAUAAUUAUAACCUUCCCAUGAGCAUUCGAUUAAAUAUUCCUUUCAUUUAAUUUUUUUUUUUCCAGGUUGGAUACAUUCAUCGCGACCUGAAGCCGGCAAACGUAGCUGCUGGAUUGGUUUUUUUUUCAAAUUUCUUAUAUUAUUUGAUUUUUCCAUAGAACUACUCAAAAAAUAGCUUUUUGCAACUUUUCUCAACUUUGAAAUAACGAAAAAGCCGCAGAAUCAAACAGAAUAUUUUUAAAAAAAUCAUUAUUCUCAUUCAGAACAAUACGCCCGAGGAACGCUUCUUCCUGAUUCUAGAUUUCGGCCUUUCUCGUCAGUAUAUCAUUCAAGAGCCCGACGGAAAAGCAGUGAUGCGGCGACCGCGCGAAAAAGCUAUGUUUAGGUAGGAUAUUAUCGGAAAACAGUGAUAGAGAAAAUUGCAAAAAGAGUUUGCCGCCAGCAGGGGUCGAACCUGCGACCUUGGGCUUAUUAGACCCACGCUCUAACCGACUGAGCUAUGGCGGCCACGUGAGCUGGCGGCGCCGAGGGAGAAUAUACUACUUUGUGUGAGGGGAGGUGUAUUGAAGUUGAAUUUUUAAAAAUUGGAAUUUUCGAAUUUUUUUUUUUCCGAAAUGAGAAGAAGGGACUGUGAAUAUGAAUAAUUUAACAAAGAAAUUGCAAAAAAAAGGGUGUAAAACUAAGAUUUUUUCUGAAAUUAUUUAAUUUCGAGAAAAGUUCUUUAAACGGAGUGGAAUGAACUUCUAUCAGAGAAAAUUUCAAUUUUUCAAAUUUCAGAGGCACAACUCGAUAUUGCUCAAUGGCGAUGCACGACAGGUCAGACCAAGGACGUGUAGAUGAUCUUUGGGCUUUACUUUAUAUGCUUUCGGAAUUACGGCGGCCACUACCUUGGUCCGAUAUGUCGUUAGUUCAGUUCAGAUUUUUUUGAAAAGAGUAAAUCGAAGGCUAUCGAAUCAUACCAAUAACACGGAAAACAAUAGGGUUUGAGGUUAGUUAUGAAGGAUUAAAAAAUGAAAAGAAAAAUACAGUCCUGUGCAGUGGUCUAACUUUACUCCUUGGUAAAAAGCUGUGAAUUUUAGGAAAAAUCUGAAAAUCAAUCAUCAAUAAAUAAAGACGAUAGAGCUCCUACUGAAAAUAAAAUGUGUACGGAUAUCGGUCUUUUUCGAUUUUUCAUUUCGAUUCAGUUAUUCAGAAACAAGGACGCCGUAUCAGAUUUGAAAAAAAAGACUGCGGACGAGGUUUUAUUGAGCAAAAGUCCGCAUGAAUUGCUCGAAUUCAGUGCAUACAUACGGUGACCAAAUCCUACAGUAACCUUUCUCCAAUAAAGUUUUUCCAGCACGCUGACUUAUUAUGAUAGACCAGAUUACGAGAGAAUCUUCACCGUAUUCAACAAAGUAAUGAAAGAGGGCAGUUUCAAGUGAGUUUCUGUGGUGGUCGCAUUUGGAAUGGCUAGGCGGCUUCAAUGUGCGACCGACUUGUAACGGUUUUUGCGCAAAAGCGUCUAGUGUUAAGCUUUGAACCAUUCCAAGCGUGAUAACGGAUUUUAGGACUUCACAAAAGUAACCUUAACCGCAAGAGCUACAGUAACAGUUCCCAAAACAACUUACGUUUGAUUUAUAUGACGUCUAGAGAAAAAUUCAUCACUUCUUAGAUGUGCAGGUUUCUGCCUACAGUAAGAGCAAAGGGCUAUGCAAAUAUGACGUCAUAUGAUAAUCAAUAUUAGAAUUUUUCGAAGUUUGUUUCCAAAAUUUUGGUAGAUCAUGAGACUGCUCAAGCUGGAUCGUGUAUAAAUAUAAUUCUCGGGGGUACUGUAAAAAGCCUCAAACAUCUUGGUCGCACUUGGAAUGGUUCAAAGCUUUCUCAAGCCGACUUUAUAAUUCAUCAGCUUUAUAUAAUACUUUGCGACGCCUCCGCGCGAAAGUCGUUUCAAGUCGGUUGCAACCUAUUUUUCUUCGAUUAGCCAUUCCAAAUGCGACCGCGGAGUCCCUAGUGGGUGAAUUACUGCUUUUUGUCUUGUUUCUGAGAUUGCGCGUAAAAAACUCGGAAAUAAAUUUUUUUUUUCUCAUAAGAAUUUCAACAAUUACUGUCCCCGAAGCACGAAAAUUCGCUCAAUAAAAAUCCCAACCUGAAAAAUAUUUUUUCAGAUGGUCAGAUCCUUAUCACUGGGACCCGCUGGCGGAUCGGAAGGAGAAAAAAGUCCGACUUCUGGGAAAAUCGCCCGCAAGAAGCCCUCUCCGUACCGUCUAACGUGUUAUUGGCAUACGUGCGCAGCGGCUAUUUUUUCGGAGAGUGACGUCAUCAGCGCGCGUCCCUCAUGUUCAGGCGCACCUCCCCCGAAUUCAGGCGCACGUCCUCCUUUUGACCGUUCUGACGUCAUUCCCUCUGACCUUUUUAUUCAUUUAUUUGCAAAAAUUGAGGAAAAAUAGCCGCUGCCCACGUAUGCUUCUUUUUUUUAAAAAAGAACUAGUAAAACAUGAUUUUUUUGAGAUUCCCAGGCCAAAUUUCGAGCUUCCAAGUUUUUUUACUCGAAAUUGGACGAAAAACGUUCAUUUUCCGAGAAAAUCGUAGUUUUUUUCAAACUUCGCGCUAGGAGAGUGAAAAAAACGGUGUACACAAAGUUGCUUACCGUAAUCUUUUUCUUAAUAAAAACAUUUCUUCGCCAUUUUUUUUUAAAUCUUUCUAAUUGAGAGUUUUCAUGUCGGAAGAUACCAUGGAAAGAACAAGAAAAAUUAAAAAUGGGAAAAGAAUAAGUGAUGGAAGUUGUCCAUGGAGCAGCUUUGCCUCAAAAUUCGAUUUUUGGCGGCAAUUCAAACUUUUUACCUACUUUAUUUGAAUCGAUUUAUCUCAAAAACUAGGAACUUCAGUACAGUUUAAGUAGAUGUCUUGAAAGGCAGAAAAAUCAAUUAUUCAAACCAAAAUGUUUUAUUUUUCACACACACAAGUAAUUGACGGAAAAAAUGUAGAGAAACAUAGGAAAAUAAGAUGAUCUACAAGGUGACAUUAUCUUCUCAGAACUCGUGAUUUACUGGCCAAAAAUAAUAAAAACCUUCAGAUUUCAGGACACGAAGACUCGUCGAAAGGAUCCUCCUCCCUACAAGGAACUGUCGAGACAGAAACGCCCUAUUUCACAGCCGCCGACUUUCAAACGAACCCCCUCGGCUUCUGA